GGCGACGCCCAACACCUAGAGCAUGGCUCCGACACGGCGAAAGGUCUUGCCCUUGCUUUCGAGNNGGAGGGCAAGGACGCCGGCUUGAGCGACGCCCAUCUUUGUAGCGAAGAGGACAACAAGCGUAUUCUACGAAAGACCGAUCUAUGGAUGCUCUCGCUGCUCUGCAUGCCACUGACUCCGAGAAACAGUAUCAUCGGUCUCACCGCCGUCUAUGGCCUCAAGAAAGAUGCCAAACUCAAGGGCAACGACUACUCCAACAUCGGCAACAUUGGUUACUACGCACAACUCGCUGUCCAACCCAUAGCUGCAUGGGUACUCGUCAAACUGCGAUACCGACAAGUAUUGCCCGUUAUCAUCACCUGCUGGGGAAUCUCAGUCGCUGCCGGACUUGGUGGCUCUCGCAAUUAUGCUGGCCUCCUUGCCUCGAGAUUUUUGCUUGGAGCCUUCGAAGCCGCUGUGGUGCCUCUAUUCUCCAUGAUCACUAUUGCUUUCUAUAGACGCUCGGAACAGCCAUUCCGCGUUGCCUGCUGGUACAGCUGCUACGGUCUGAGCACUCUUAUUAGUGCACCCAUUGUCUACGGCUUCGGACGUGUUAACUCUUCCACACUGUACCGUUACCAAGUGGUCUACCUCUUCUUCGGUCUCUUGACCAUCUGUGUUGGACUCAUCACUUACUGGUGGGCACACGACAGCCCUGGAGAGGCCCGCUACCUUUCUCCUGAAGAUCGCCUCAAGGCUGUUGACCGUGUGAAGGCCAACCAGCAAGGUAUUGUCUCGCACAAGUUCAACUGGAAGCAAGUCGCCGAGGCUUUCACAGAAUUGAAGUACUGGCUUUUCAUGAUCAUGGUCAUCGCAGUCAAUGCCGGUGCUUCCGUAUCAUCGGUCUUUGGCUCCAUCAUUCUCCAGAAUCUGGCUGGCUUCACACCCGAUCAAGCCGUCCUGCUCAACAUGCCAUCUGGCGCUCUCCAAUUUGUUUCGAUCCUCGGUGCUUCUUAUCUCGCCUACCGCUUCAAGCGCAAGUCACCAUUCCUGCUCGCUCUUGUGUCAAUCGUCAUUGUCGGAGUUGCUUUGAUGGUUGCGCUCCCCAAGACCAAGAAUAACAAGGGUGGUCUGCUUGCCGGAUACUACCUUAUUGCGUUCGUGUAUGCCAUCAACCCUCUGCUCAUCUCAUGGAUGGGAGGCAACUGCGCUGGACAGACCAAGAAAGCCAUCUACUACACCUCCUUCAACGCUGGAAACUCCAUUGGCAACAUUAUCACGCCUUAUAUCUUUGACUCCAAGUUUGCACCUCAAUACGUAAAUGCUCUCAAGGGUAUAUUAAUCAUUUGGCUGAUCCUUUGGGUGGUCGUCGUCCUUCAAAUUUUCAACAUUAUGUGGAUCCAGAAGAAGAAGGGUAACCAGCGCGAAGCAGCAGGGCUCCCUAGAACUUUCGAGGACCUCUCGAUGAGCGACAAGUUCCAUGAGGCUGGCGCCGAAGUUCACGGCGAGAACGGUCUGCAGGAUAUGACGGACAAGCAGAACCUUUACUUCUCGUACCUUCUGUAG
This is a messenger RNA of Aureobasidium vineae, 1548 nucleotides long. NCBI's taxonomy places the organism in Eukaryota, Fungi, Ascomycota, Dothideomycetes, Dothideales, Saccotheciaceae. The record is from the annotation of a GenBank genome assembly.